This is a messenger RNA of Trichobilharzia regenti, 1960 nucleotides long. NCBI's taxonomy places the organism in Eukaryota, Metazoa, Platyhelminthes, Trematoda, Strigeidida, Schistosomatidae. The record is from the annotation of a GenBank genome assembly.
UUGGGGAGAAUAUUGUGGAAUUACAAAGGUAAUGGCGCCCAAAAUGCCAUGUGCGCUACAAUGGCCUUGAAUCGUUUCAGAUAUCCUCAUUUUACGAGGACGCUAACUGACUUUGCGCUUUUAAAAUACCGUUCUAAACAUGAAGGCAGCGCAAGGUGCUUGCACGCUUGUUCCUCGCCUACAAUGUCUCUCAUACCUAUAGUACUAGACAAAACCACACACGGCGAGCGAGCUUUCGACAUAUACUCACGAUUAUUAAAAGAUCGUAUCAUUUGUCUUAUGGGACCAAUCAAUGAUGAGAUAGCCGGCCUAGUUGUCGCACAGCUUUUAUAUCUUCAGUCUGAAGACAAGAAGGUCCCUAUUCACAUUUACAUUAACAGUCCAGGAGGGGUUGUUACUGCUGGCCUGGCGAUAUACGACACUAUGCAGUUUAUAAAGCCUCCAGUUGCAACUUGGUGUGUAGGUCAGGCUAGCAGUAUGGGUUCUUUGUUGCUAGCUGCUGGUGCUCCCGGUUUACGGUUCGCUCUCCCGCACUCACGAAUAAUGGUACAUCAGCCAUCCGGUUCUGCCCAUGGUGAGUUUGUUUACGGAGCUAAACUUCUUCAGGCCAGGCUUCUGAUAUAAAAAUUCAAGCUGAGGAGAUUUUAAAAAUGCGUAAGAUUCUUAAUGCUAUCUACGGGCGGCAUACAAAGCAAUCGCAAGAGGUGAUCGAGAAGUGGAUGGAUCGUGACUAUUUUAUGACAGCAGACGAAGCUGUUUCUUGUGGAAUUGUUGAUACAGUCUUACACGAAGCUCCUGCGGAUCAGUCAAAAGAACUUGAACAUUCUAAGUCACUGGGCUAAUUACUGAAGCAGUAAAUUCAAGCCGGAAGUGAACAUGAAUUUUAUCACAACUAUUAUUUUGUAUAUAUUGCAAUCCACACAGUGUAAACAGAGUAUUUCUCAGGGAAACAGUAUUCCAGAAAUAUAUACCUCUGUUCUAAAUUUAGUCGUGUUCUGUUUCUCUUGCAUGUGACUUGAUUUUUGUGUAAGAUCAUGCAUCAUUUACCAAUUUUUGUUAUGCAUCUUUGUGUGACUCCUUGACUGUUGGUUGAUUAUUUGUUUGCCAUAGUUUAUCGCUCAUUUGUAAUAAUAUAUUUAUCAGGGCUCCACAGCAGAAUAAUCCAACUAGUAUGUUUUUGGAGUGUACAUAUUUUUGGAAAAAAACGUUUUCAUUAGUCAGUUAAUUUACAAUUACUGAUACUUAUCGAUGAGUAGUUUAAUGUGUGUGACCUGUUUCUGUUAGCAAUAUAUGUUGGUUUUCUCACAUUCCGCAAGUUUAUUUACCAACUUUGAGUGUUAAUAAAUCCGUUUAGUACCUGCCCAAAAUGUUAGUAAUAGUUGAUUGACGUGUGGACAUGAGUACAGCUAUUUCCUGGUAUUACUGCUAUUUGUACUGUGAAUGUACAUUUCUCUCUUGUUACUUAGGUUUACACAGAUGCUAGGUUUUUCUGUCAUUCAUGUAGUUAAACCUAUUUUUUCCAACUGUAAGUUUUAUUUGGCGUUGUAUUUGCACUUUUGUGGCUCAAGGUGAGCAUGCAGUAAGCGUAUGUAUGCAUGCCAUACAUAAAGCAUAUUUACUCUCAUUAUUAGUAAGUAGUUCGAUGCUUAUAGUAUUACUGUAUAUAGCAUCGUUAGUGUCUCAUCUUAUCUGCCCUGCACUAAAAGUUUUCAAAGAGUGAUGCGACUUUUUAAGUGUAGACAUGAUUUGUAUCUUCGAAUGUUAAUUUGGCCCUCAGUUGAGUAAAGCUGAUGUAAUAAACGGUGUAAUCCUUUGGAUCAACCAGUAUUGGCUAAAGAGGUAUGCUGAAAUAAAAGUCGUGAAAUUCAGAUCGUUGUGCUAUGUGAAGUCGGUUACUUAAGAAGUACAGGCUAAAACCACGACCACAAUCAGGUAGUCUACAAAGCCCAGGAACUCCUAG